ACCAGCGACCCUCUGGUACCUGCAGAAGUGGAAAGCUUGUCACGAGGCCACGUGACCAGUGCCUGGAUAAGUCCGGUCAUGUCCGUUAAAGUCACAUGACUAAAGCCGGAAUUGGAAGAAUGAAGGUCCGAGCCAGGGCUGCGGGCAAGAAGCGAUACACGUGACCACACAAGCGAUUUUGCGAUUCCGAUCCAAACUUAAGCUCCGCUUUUCCUUUUUCUUGAACGAUCACCAAAGGUUGAGGAAGACAACUUGUCGAGAUGCAAAUCUUCGUCAAGACCCUUACGGGUAAGACUAUCACCCUUGAGGUGGAGUCGUCGGACACCAUCGACAAUGUCAAGUCCAAGAUCCAGGACAAGGAAGGAAUUCCCCCGGACCAACAGCGUCUGAUCUUCGCUGGUAAGCAGCUGGAGGACGGCCGCACUCUUUCGGACUACAACAUCCAGAAGGAGUCGACCCUGCACCUCGUGCUGCGCCUGCGUGGUGGUGGUAAGAAGCGCAAGAAGAAGGUCUACACCACCCCCAAGAAGAUCAAGCACAAGCGCAGAAAGACCAAGCUUGCCGUCCUCAAGUACUACAAGGUUGAUGGCGAUGGCAAGAUUGAGCGUCUCCGCCGCGAGUGCCCCGCUCCCGAGUGCGGUGCUGGUGUCUUCAUGGCCGCUAUGCACAACCGCCAGUACUGUGGCAAGUGCCACCUCACCUACGUUUUCGACGAGUCCAAAUAAGCGGAUCGCUCGUUACCCUCCGGUAAAGACUUGGUUGGAUAGGUUGAGGAUCGCCUCGGCUUCGGCAGAUAGUUAUGAAUGACAAUGAAUGAAUGUCUGCUGGUC
Messenger RNA from Aspergillus glaucus CBS 516.65, 830 nucleotides. RefSeq names its product ubiquitin-ribosomal 40S subunit protein eS31 fusion protein. Gene Ontology annotation, molecular function: protein tag activity; structural constituent of ribosome; ubiquitin protein ligase binding. Gene Ontology annotation, cellular component: ribosome; cytoplasm; nucleus. The record is from RefSeq and is a predicted model, not a curated record. The transcript has 4 exons. Lineage: Eukaryota; Fungi; Ascomycota; Eurotiomycetes; Eurotiales; Aspergillaceae. Gene Ontology annotation, biological process: translation; protein ubiquitination; modification-dependent protein catabolic process. Bases 261 to 725 code for a protein of 154 amino acids.